Pogona vitticeps (central bearded dragon) is the source of this 1100-nucleotide messenger RNA. The record is from RefSeq and is a predicted model, not a curated record. Lineage: Eukaryota; Metazoa; Chordata; Lepidosauria; Squamata; Agamidae.
CCAGCUGCCUUUUCCACACGCCUGCGCACAGGCUCGUGGAGGAAUGAAGCCGUUGAUCGCGGACGUCAAAGCGCGGGCAGAAGAGGGCGGCGGCGACUCCGACUCCCAGAAGGGAACCGUUUUCGUCUCUCUGCAGCCCAGAAAGAGAGAGAGACGGGAUUCCUCGGAAGACCAACCAGUCGGGCCCCUUCCUUAGCGAAAAGCAGGAAGGAGAUCAAAUAAGUACCUGUACGUCGAACAGUUUAUUUGGCGGAUCCUUGGCGAGUUACUCGGGCUUGAUUCCCUGCAUCUGAAGGAAGAGGCCAUCACGGAUAAAAGUUUGUGCCAUUUAAGGAAAAUGGCUCAGCCAAAAAACGACGAUGAACUGGCAAUACUCAAAAAAGAGAUAAAGGAAUUUUGGAGUACGUUUAAAACCACUUGUUGCAACGAGUCUCUGGACCAGACGUUGGGACUGAGAGAUCUGUGGCAGGAAUCCAUAAACAAGCUUUCAGAUAAAUGGACCAAGAGAUUGAAAGAAGGAGAUGACAUCAUCAACAAAUUCCAUGAGUAUACAAAUGAGUGCUGUCAGAAGAGGAAAUCUAUUGAAGUAAAACAGGAGAAAUUAUCCGAAGUGCUUGCAAACAUUGCAGAUGGGAAGAAACAAGAGACAGACUUGAUGGAUAGUAUUCAAGAGCUCAAGGAGGAACUUACCAGAAGAAUGAAAAUUAAAAGCAGAGCCACAGAGGAAAUGGAGCAAAGACUGCUUAAGGCUGAAGUACUUUUUAAAGAGCGGCUUGGGCUAGAAAUACGCAAAACAAGCGCAAAACAUCUGCAGUUUAUAUUCAGCUGUAUCGACCACAAAGAUUUUGACAAGCCAUUCAUCCUUACCCUUUCCAUAAAUGAAGAGGGAGCGUAUGAAGUGAUCUCUUGCUCUCCUCCGCUGGAUUGUAUAGAAGAGUUGCAGCUAAAAAUGAGAGAAACUAACAAUUUUUCUGCAUUUAUUGCAAAUGUUAGGAAGGCUUUCGUUGCCUUGACUUACAAAUGAUGUGUUGCUGUAUUUAUGAAUCUGUCUGUGUAUAUUCACUGUGUUUAGAAAUAAUAAAUGUUAGAACUAUGACUGA